AUGCCUAGAAGAGAAGAUAUUGAAAAAAUAGUGAUACUGGGUUCGGGGCCCAUAGUUAUCGGGCAGGCGUGUGAGUUUGAUUAUUCAGGUAACCAAGCUGUACGUGCGCUAAAGGAAGAGGGGUAUCAUGUAAUACUCCUUAAUCCAAACCCCGCUACUAUGAUGACUACGCCAGGGAAUGCUCACAGUAUCUAUUUUGAUCCGCUAGAAAAAGAGUAUCUCAUUGAUAUUCUUAAAAAAGAAAAACCCGAUGCUAUACUUCCUACUAUGGGAGGACAGAAUGCAUUGAAUUUGGUUAUGUCAUUUGAGGAAACUGAGCUUAAAAACGAAUACGGUGUAGAACUUAUUGGAGCUGGUUUAGAGAGCAUUCGUCUCGCAGAAGACAGAGGCCUGUUUAAGCAACUUAUGUCUAGUAUUGGAUUAAAAAGCCCUCUCUCUGCGCUUGUGAGAUAUGAAUAUGAGGCUUGGAAAAUCAUUGAAAAAGUAGAUUAUCCUAUCAUUAUCCGCCCAAGCUUUACCCUAGGUGGGAGAGGUGGUAGCAUAGCGUAUUCAAAGCAUGAUUUUUCAGAAAAGUUACAUAGAGCUUUGUCCAUGUCCCCUGUGCACACAGCAUUGGUUGAAGAAUCUUUGCUUGGGUAUCAAGAAUUUGAAUUUGAAGUGAUGAGAGAUGUAGAAGAUAAUGCAAUGGUGGUGUGUGCAAUAGAAAACAUUGACCCAAUGGGUGUUCAUACUGGUGACAGCAUUACAGUAGCCCCUAUACAAACGCUUUCGGAUGCAGAAUAUCAGCUACUCCGCAGUGCAUCAAUUGAUAUCAUCAGGGCCAUAGGCAUGGAAUGCGGAGGUUCUAAUGUGCAAUUUGCGUAUAAAAUGGAGACACAACGACUUCUUGUUAUUGAAAUGAACCCCAGGGUGUCUCGGUCUUCUGCAUUAGCAAGCAAAGUAACUGGCUUUCCUAUUGCAAGGAUAGCUACGAAAUUGGCAGUAGGGUAUACCCUUAACGAAGUAAUGAAUGAGAUUACACGUAAUUCGACAUCGUUUUUCGAGCCAGCGCUUGAUUAUUGUGCGGUAAAAGUGCCUAAAUUUGAUACGAAGAAGUUCCCCAUCACUGAACUUGGAACGCAGAUGCAAUCUAUUGGAGAAGCCCUGGCCUUUGGGGUGCAUUUUUGUGAAGCACUUAACAAGGCAAUGCGUUCGGUAGAAAUGGAAUAUGAUGUUUCAAAAGAAAAUGCUGUAAGUGAUAUAGAACUAGAGCAAAACAUAAGAACACUGCAUCCACGUAGAAUAUUUGCAAUAUAUACUCUAUUGUAUAGGUUAGGGGAAACUGCCAUUGAAAAGAUAGCAUCUAUUACUGGUUUCCAUCCAUGGGUUUUGUAUCAUAUUUCUAAGAUUGCAGAAAUGGAGAAGCAAGUACGUGCCAGUCAAAACCUGGAAGAUGAGACGGUGCUUGCAAGUGUAAUACGCGAUGCUAAAGUAAUAGGUUUUACUAAUACCCAGUUAGCGCAAUUUCUCAAUAAAGAAAGCUCAUUUAUUGAUGUGUUAUGUAAAGAACAUGAUAUAGAACAGCAGUACAGAUGUGUCGAUACCUGUGCUGCGGAAUUUCCUGCAAGAACUCCCUAUUUUUACAGCACACAUAGUGGCAGUGGGGAUUUAGAGCUUCAUACAACAGAGAAAGAACGUGUUCUCAUUCUUGGUAGUGGGCCUAACAGGGUAGGUCAGGGCUUAGAAUUUGACACCUGUUGCACUCUUGCCACACUAGCGUUUCAAAGAAAGGGAUACGAGGUUGCUAUUAUUAAUUGUAAUCCUGAAACGGUGUCUACUGAUUAUAAUAUUGCUGAUAUUCUCUUUUUCGAACCCCUACACAUUGACGAUGUGCUUUCUGUGCUGCAAGCUACCGGGAUUCAGAAGCUUGUAGUGCAGCUGGAUUUCCUGUCUUUGGUACGUCCCUCCUAUGUUCUUGGAGGGAGAGCGAUGGCUAUAUUAUAUAGUGCAUCAGAGCUUCUUGAGUUUAUAGAGCGUAACAAAGAAGACCUACAUGAUACUGAACUUCUGAUUGAUAGUUUUCUAGAGGAUGCAGUUGAGUAUGACGUAGAUAUUGUGAGUGAUAGAGAAUCUGUAUAUAUUGCUGGUGUAUUGAAGCAUAUUGAGCCAGCGGGAAUACAUUCGGGGGAUUCGGCGUGUAUUUUUACACCAGAGGUAGCACAUGAUCCACUAGCACAUAUUAUGUACAAGGCCAGCAUAGCCCUUGCUCGGCGUUUGAAUAUCAAAGGCUUUCUUAACAUACAGUUUGCAAGCGUAGGGAAAGAUCUGUAUAUUUUAGAGGCAAAUCCUCGAGCCUCCCGUACUAUCCCAUUUAUCUCUAAGACAUCAGGGGUAGAUCUUGUAGACAUGGCGGUUUCAGUAUGGAAUGGAGAAAAACUUUCAAAGCACCCAACAUUCCUUGAAAGAAGAAUGGAAGGAUACAAGAACUUGGCUGUAGGGUACUGUACGGAGGGCUACGCGGUAAAAGAAUCGGUGUUUAGCUUUGAUAGGUUUGAAGAUGCGGAUCCUGUACUAGGUCCAGAGAUGAAAUCUACUGGAGAAGCUAUAGGGAUUGGCGAAAGCUUUGGGGAAGCAUUCGCCAAGGCUAGCAUAGUUGCCUCCACUCGCCUUCCAAAAGCAGGUACUGUUUUUGUUUCAAUCAAUGUUAAUAUAAAAACAGAAAUCUUUGUGCAACUACAACGUUUAACAGAUAUGGGUUUUACAAUACUAGCAAAUAAAGAAACAGCAGAACUCUGUAUAUCGCAGAAUAUUCCUUCUGCGCUUAUGACUAGCAGUACAUCCGUAGAUGAAAGAAUACAGGCGAUAGGAGAGAGAAUGCAAAGUGGUCGUAUAGAUCUUGUAGUGAGUAUUUCGCAGCAAGCGAGUAAGGAAUUACGUAUAGAAGAAAAGGCAAUUCGAAGGUCAUCUCUGCGCUUUGCUAUACCUUACGUUUCAACUACUGCAGCAUGCAUGGCAGCGGUAGAUGGAAUAGAGUAUAUAAGAAAUAACAGUGCGAGUGCUCGCAAGCUACGUUACUAA
This is a messenger RNA of Ylistrum balloti, 3057 nucleotides long. RefSeq names its product carbamoyl-phosphate synthase large chain, N-terminal section-like. Bases 1 to 3057 code for a protein of 1018 amino acids. The record is from RefSeq and is a predicted model, not a curated record. The transcript is spliced from 2 exons. Gene Ontology annotation, cellular component: cytoplasm. Lineage: Eukaryota; Metazoa; Mollusca; Bivalvia; Pectinida; Pectinidae. Gene Ontology annotation, molecular function: metal ion binding; ATP binding. Gene Ontology annotation, biological process: L-glutamine metabolic process.